Danio rerio (zebrafish) is the source of this 1085-nucleotide messenger RNA. The record is from RefSeq. Lineage: Eukaryota; Metazoa; Chordata; Actinopteri; Cypriniformes; Danionidae.
GAUUUUAAUUUCAACUUGUUUGUCGACAAUCCUUAAAAUGAUUCAUUUUUUGAUUCUAACACUUACAUUUUUACAGUGCAGCUCAGAAACUACAGACAUUAAGAAUUAUCUAAAGAUUGUUCAAGCUGGAGACACGGUUAACUUCACGUGUAGUUUAUUUAAUGAAAUAAGAAACAGUGUGGUCUGGAUCAAACAAAGUGUUGGAAAGAAACCUCUUCCCGUCGUUUCAUCAUUUCAAAAUGUAGAUCACAAAUUUGACAAUGACUUUGACAAACAAAAACGCUUUUUUGUAACAAAAGAUGAUGUCAGUUUUAAUCUGAGCAUCACAAACACAGAAGUGUCUGACUCUGCAACUUACUAUUGUAUAACAUAUGCAUAUCAUUUCACAUUUGGAAACAGCACUGACCUCAUAGUUAAAGCUGGUGAACUGAACAUCAAGUCUGAUCAUCAGAGAUCAGCAUCAGAGGAUCAGCAGUGCAGCGUUAUCUCUCAGAGCUGUGCAGAAGAACACAAGGUCUACUGGUUCAGACAGCGCUCUGGAGAAUCUCCUCCAGGAGUGAUCUACACUCAGGACAGCAGGAGCGCUCAGUGUGAGAAGAGCUCUGAUCUAAACUCCACUGCACACAAAUGCAUCUACAGCCUGCCCAAGACUGAUGAAGAUCCUGCCAUCUACUACUGCGCUGUGGCCGCUUGUGGACAAAUACUGUUCGGAGAUGGGAAGAAAGCUGGAUUGAAAGAUGAAUGUUUUCAGACACAUUGGAUUACAGCUUUACUGAUCAUAACAGCUUCAUCUAUGAUUGUGAAUAUCAUUUUAAGUGUACAAUUGCACAAGUACAGGCAAAAAGAUCGGUUUUACAACACUCAGAGCCAUCAGUUAUCGGUGGAUCACGCUGAUGGUUUGAAUUAUGCUGCUUUGAGCUUCCAACAAAAUCCCUCCACGUCUAGAAAAUCAUCGGAAAGAAACCUACAAGACACUGCUAUGUAUGCACAUACAAGGCGCCAACAAAUGUAGCAUAAAUUGUCUGGGUUUGCUUAUAUAGACACUCUUUGUGUUUAAACUAAUUUGCAGGUGACAUCGCAAUAAC